Molecule: messenger RNA, 993 nt
Organism: Acanthaster planci (crown-of-thorns starfish)
Lineage: Eukaryota; Metazoa; Echinodermata; Asteroidea; Valvatida; Acanthasteridae
Product: galanin receptor 2b-like
Biological process (GO): G protein-coupled receptor signaling pathway
Cellular component (GO): membrane
Molecular function (GO): G protein-coupled receptor activity
Source: RefSeq, a predicted model, not a curated record
AUGGCCUCGUACAACACGUCUGAUGCCAUGCCAGAGCAGGAUCCUGGUGUCAAUGAUGCCGUAAACAACGCCCUUCUUGAUGCAAUCAACACCAUUAUUGCCUGCUUAGCGGUGCUCGGUAACAGCAUGGUCAUUUCUGUUAUGUUGCUCAGACCAAGGGUGUUCAGCUCCUUUACCAACCGUCUCCUCCUUCACCAGUCCGUCAUAGACGCGGUGGCCGGACUAUUGUUUUUACUCUUCACUGUAGUUCGAGAGUUUCCUGUGGUGGUCUCCCGGGAAGGAAACGAAUACGACCAGCUGGUCUGCCGCGUUGUGCACUCGGCGUUCUUGCUCUGGUCCGUCAACGUGACGUCCACCUAUAAUCUGGUCAUCAUCUCCUUGGAGCGGUUCAUGGCCACCUGCUACCCGGUGAGGCACCGCAACACCUGGUCCAGGGCUAAGCUGAAGUUUGCCCUGGCCGCCUCCUGGCUUAUCGGCUUCCUCUACGGCUCCCACUUGCUAUUCAUCUUCGAGCCGCGUCAGGGAGAGUGCCAGCCCGUGGCCAUGGGGGUGGGCCUACAGGUUCUCUUCGGCGCAGUGGUGGUAGGAAUCGAGUACCUGAUACCCAUGUCCAUCAUGGUCUACACCUACUCUCGUAUCCUGACCAGCCUAAGUAUGAGACCUGGGAACCCUGUCAGCGGCCAGCCGAACUCUUUGAGCAGAGCGAAGAGGAACGUCCUGGUGACGGUGCUGCUGGCCGCCGUUAUGUUCGCUGUCUGCUGGAUACCAUCCGAACUCACCUACCUCAAUGCAGUGUUCUUCGGUGACACCUUUGGCGAGCAGGUCUAUGAAGCUUCGACUGGGGUCCUGGCCUGCAACAUGUUCGUUAAUCCGGUCAUUUACUGCUUCAUGUACGAGCGCUUUCGAGUUCAACUCAGAGGACUUAUCAUGAGACGAUUCCGAGGGAAUCGAGUUGCCAACGAGUUAAGUGUUACACUAUCCACUGAGCCAUGA